This is a messenger RNA of Psammomys obesus (fat sand rat), 7734 nucleotides long. RefSeq names its product MAF bZIP transcription factor G (gene Mafg). NCBI's taxonomy places the organism in Eukaryota, Metazoa, Chordata, Mammalia, Rodentia, Muridae. The transcript is spliced from 3 exons. Gene Ontology annotation, cellular component: nucleus. Gene Ontology annotation, molecular function: RNA polymerase II cis-regulatory region sequence-specific DNA binding; DNA-binding transcription factor activity, RNA polymerase II-specific. Gene Ontology annotation, biological process: regulation of epidermal cell differentiation; regulation of transcription by RNA polymerase II. Bases 3071 to 3559 code for a protein of 162 amino acids. The record is from RefSeq and is a predicted model, not a curated record.
GGGUCGCGCGGGGCGGCGGCGGCGGCGGCGGGGAGACCCUGCUGCGCGGCUUGGGCUCGCCACGCGCGUGCGAGCCCAGCGGAGACGUGCUGAGUCAUCAGCAUGAGGUCACUCGGUGCUCCUGCUGACGCUGGGCCGGGGCGGGGGGCCCGUGCCCGCUAUCGGGCCGCCCGGGCGGGAGGCAGGGCUAGAUCCGGGCGGUGAAGGUCGGGCCGGGAUCCGGGGUCGUGUUUAAGUUUGACGGACCUGUGGGUCGGAGGCGAAGGCCCCGAAGGAGGCUUUACGGGGGCGCGCCGCCGCUUUCUCCCGGUGGAAGGUAAAGCCCCAGGCUUGCGCAUCCCUCCCAGGCUCGCGGGUUCCUGGCCCGGGUCCCACGCCUGGGGCAGUUCCCCAAACUGGGAGACGGAUCGGUGUACGCCGAGGGGAGGAGCUUAGGUGGGCUGAGCCAGCGUGUCUGGGAAGCGAGCUUUCCUGCUGUGUGACCCCGGGUGGCCAGACUGCGUUGGCCCUGGACCGAAAAGACCGGGAGUCAGGGGAGAGAGAAGCCGGGGCAGCUCUAAGCAGCUAAGGGGAGAGAAGGGUGGAGAUGUGGGCAGCCAGCGGAAGUUUUGAAGUACAAGCAUGGACAGGAGAAUAGUUCUGUUGACCCCAGUGAAUUCCUGUCAGAGGAGUUUGGGGUCCCAAACGGGUGCCUGAAGUUAGCGAAAAGGGUCCCGUUGGGUGUCCGACGUGGUGGCUGGGGACUCUUGGGAAGUGACAGCCUGUGUGGGGUGUGUCCUCCACCUUUGCGCGGCUGUGUGAACGUUUACCGACUUGUCUGUGUUGGAGGUUCUUGAGCUCUGUUCUGUAUUGCUUCCCUUGCCGGGGUUUUCGUGGCCAGCUUAGCUUACCUUUUGGUUUGCGCCUGGGGAUGUCUUCUCAGCAUUGAGCACGCGCCCUGAGGUGCUGAGUGUUUUGUUCAUUUGGGGUGGAACUUUAUGCCCUGUGAAAAUUCAAGGCCCCAGGACAGUGUUUGAGCUCUAGAGUCACUAUGCUUCUGUGAGCAUAAAGUGUUAAGUUAUUUUCAAAUAAUGCCAGUAUCCGAAGGGGGGGAGAGACCUAAGUUGGGUUUUGCAGGCAAGGUUGAGCAAGGAAGAGCCACUGUCUUCCUUGAGACUAAGAUCUGGAUUGUCCAGUGUGAGAGGACAAAGGUGCCCAGACCUUUUCUGUCGGCCUGAAUGGUGGCCUCGGUGCCCUGCAGCCAUCCAUAGCUGUCAGUACUGGGAGGAGGACCAAGUUGGGGGCAACGGGCCUCGAUCAACCUCUCAGGCUCUGAAAAGCUCUCUGAACUACACCCCAGCACAGCUGUCCCCCAAAACGGUCUGCCUAGUCCCUCUGUGUCCCUAGUUGUCGUGCAGCUGGCAGCACUGGCUUUGCUGAGACCUGCCCUUCCCCUUAAGCAUGCUAUGAGUGUGCACACAUGCGUAUUCGCGCGCGCACACACACACACACACACACACCUUUGAUCAGGAGGCAAUUGGCUGCGCUUGUGCUGAGUUGAGGCCUUUGGUGAGGGUGAAAUCUGUUGAGGAGGCACUUUACAGCUCCCAGCCGCCUCACUCUGCACUUUUCUGUGCCAUCUCAGGAAGUCACCGUUUUUUGCUCAGCAGUCUGGGGAGAGCCCUUGCCUCCCUCACCUCGGCUUAGGUUCCUGGUGUGGUGUGGGGCUGACUUGUAGGAAAAACAGAUCCAUUCAGGCCUCUGGUUCUGACUUCUGCCUUUCUCUUUGAUCUGGCAGCUCUCUUGCCUCAGAAAAUCUAAUCCUGUAGACUUGUCUCUAGCUGCUGUGCUAGAUAUGUGCAUGUAGCCAUACCUGCUCUUCAAGGCUAAGAGUGGUGGGGUCUCUGUUCCAGUGAGAACACUUGCCUUUGCUGCCAACGUCAGUUCUCUUGAUAAGCAUAAGGACCCCCGCUCACACAGCACAUUGUUUCCUGACGUGCUCACAGCCUUCAGCCUCACCUGCAGGUCCUUCCUCAUAGCCUGGAGAGGAGAGGGUGUUUACCCAUGGGAUGGGGGGGGGGGGGUUUGGCUAAGUGGGGAUUCCCAGCCUAGGUGGAUAAAAAUGGCCUUGGUGGGGCUUUAGAAAGCUGAAAAUGAGACUGAGUGCCAGGGGCCGGCUGGCUGUAGGAGGGAGUAGGUGUUUUGCUGUUGUUCCCUGGCCCUGUGGUCACUGACCCUAGGCAGAAAGCCAGAGACCAGUCAGUGACCCAAAGGGCCUGGCUCUUGCCUGCUUCCAGCUAACAGUGCCCUUCUGUGCUAAUUGUGGGGUGCUUGUGAAACAGCCUGUGUUGGGUGGGGCAGGAGCACAGGAUGCCACAACAGGCCACAGGAUGGUUAGUUACUCCAUGUGUGAAGGAGGUGGACAGGGAGGACGGGAGGGCCCAGGCUCAGCUCCUCCCAGCCUGAUUGCCGGCUCCCUGGAAGGUGAGAGGGUUCCCAGGCAGUCAGUGAGGACAAACUCAGUCCUCCAGAGUGAGGCAGGAAACAGAGGGUUCCCAGGUAGGCAGUGAGGACAAACUCGGUCCUCCGCCAGGGUGAGGCAGGAAGCAGCCCCUAAGUCCUAGAGGGAGAAAGGGCUUGGUCCCAGGCCAGCUGGGAAGCAGCUCUGGGAAGUAGGAUCCUGGAGUACAGGUCCCUGGAUGACCCUUGCUUGCUGUAGUCCCAGUAUUGGGUCUCCUGGGAACUGUUGGCUGGCCUCGGAGCGGGAGAACGGCUGGGGAAGGGAGGGAGGUGAUGUGCUGAGUCAGCGUGACUCGCCAGGAACAGUGUGCUCUGGGGCAGCGCUGGGGUUAUUUUUAAAGCUCGCUUCCUUCUAGGCUUGCCCCUCCUGCAGCCCAGACCUUCUGAUCUCUCUCUGUUCCCUUUGUCUUUUACCUUCACAUCGCUGAUUCUGCCCUCCGGGAAAAUCUCCCUGACCUCCCACCUAGCUCUCUAGGCAAAGGGCCUUCUGAAGAGCCCAGCCCAGCUCAGGAUAAGCAAGUGCUUGGGCUGUCCUCAGGUCAGAGUGCCUGCUCACUGUGUCCCCCGGGUUAUGACGACCCCCAAUAAAGGAAACAAGGCCUUAAAGGUGAAGCGGGAGCCCGGCGAGAAUGGCACCAGCUUGACCGAUGAGGAGCUGGUGACCAUGUCGGUUCGAGAGUUGAACCAGCACCUGCGAGGCCUCUCGAAGGAAGAGAUCAUCCAGCUGAAGCAGCGCCGCCGCACACUGAAGAACCGGGGCUACGCGGCCAGCUGCCGGGUGAAGCGGGUGACACAGAAGGAGGAGCUGGAGAAGCAGAAGGCGGAGCUGCAGCAGGAGGUGGAGAAGCUGGCCUCGGAGAACGCCAGCAUGAAGCUGGAGCUCGACGCGCUGCGCUCCAAGUAUGAGGCCCUGCAGAACUUUGCCAGGACCGUGGCCCGCAGCCCGGUGGCCCCAGCUCGGGGUCCCCUUGCUGCUGGCCUGGGGCCCCUGGUCCCUGGCAAGGUGGCUGCCACCAGCGUCAUCACAAUAGUAAAGUCCAAGACGGAUGCUCGGUCAUAGGGACACGUGCAAUCGCCGGGCAGGUCGUUGAGGGGCCACUAGGUGCGUGGCAGAGUUGGCAGCCCUGUCCCUUCCCUUCCCUGUCCUUUCUCCUCUCCCUUCCCUGUUUCCUUUCCUGCAAAGCACAACCUGCACCCAGGGGCAUCCUUGUCGUCACGCCUGUGCUUUGUACGUUGGGACCGGUCAGUUCAACAGUGAUGUUGGGUUGCCCCUCACCCCUUUGUACCAAGGCCAUGCGGGCCGGGGUCCAGAGUGGGAAAGGACAAGCGUGCAAAUGGGAAAGUGCACUGGGCUGAGGUCUGCCCGUCUCCUUGGUGGUCUGCAGGCCCCACAGGCUGCCAGGCUGCAGGACUUGAGAGCUUGCUUUUCAGAUUCCAGUGGGCCUCUCGGCUUGAUUGAGAAGGAAGAGGCGGGCGGUCUCUGCCUGAAAAGUACUUAUGUCUCGAAGGCCCUGGGAGGGUAGGCCGCCAGCCUGGGAACUGGGGCAGGAGCCAUGGUGCCGGAGCCUGGCACAGUGCACUGGAUAAGACCAAAUCGCCGGUUAAACGUGUGGGUGGAAGGUGUGUUUGUGUCCUGCGAUGGGUCCGGUGUCACUGUUUACACGACCUAUUUGUGUGGUUAUAUAGCCCUUUAUUUAAGAGAAGUUCCUUUUACGAAGUUAUUAAAUUAUAUGUUUAAGAGCUAAAAAGAAAAAAAAGCUGCAGAGUAUUUAUAAAAUUGUCUUAAAAAAACAAAAACAAAAAACAACAUUUGACCGUCUAAAUGGAAAAGGGAAGAAAGUAUAGUAGAAACUUUGCUAGUUUAAAAAAGCCCUUUCUUGUAAACAUGGGGACAGCGCUGUGGCUGUUGGAGUUUAGUUUUUAUACUCAGAGUUAUCAGACAUUACUUAUAAAACUUAGUUUAAAAAAGGAAAAAAAGAAGAAAAAAAAAGCCAAGCUGCAAGCCUCCCAGAGGCUGCCCUCUUUGAUAUCUCUUUUGCAAUUGUACCGAAAGUGACUUACUCCUUUGCCCUUCCUGCUUCCGUCUUGCCGGUGCCGUGGUGUUGUCCGUGCCUGGUGAGGUUUUGUGCGGCCGUAAAGUGCUGGUGCUUCUGGUGACCUUUGACCUGUGGCUGUCCCUGUGUUUUGUGUGUGCGUGUGUUUUGGAUUUUGUUGUGGUUUUGCUUCUGCUGGCUUGCUGGACCUGGGUUGGGCUGGGGUCCCAGGCAGAACUUACUCCAGGGGAGUACAGGAGGCUGCCUGCCAGCUCCUGUUCCUCUGCACUUGUCCCAUUCCUCUGCCACCUGGUCCCUCUGAGCCUUGAUUCGCCUGUGGGCCUAGGGCUUGGGUUGGUGCAGCCAGCGGCGGAGUCAGUGAACUUGGGAGCUAUCUUGGGUUCCCGUGCUGCUUCCACAUCUACCACCUCUGGCCCCGGGUGGUGACAUUGCAGGGACCAAGGAGUCACUGUGGGUGCCCACAGGGCUGUGGCCUACCUGUCUCUGGCCGUCUUCCUCCUGGCCUCAGCUUAGCUCCUAUAGGCUUCAUUUGGGGCCUUGGCUAGGCCACCCCAGCACCUACCUUGUGGGUUGGGGGAGUCCUAUCACCCACCUGUUCCUGAACUCGCGUCCUGUGGGGUAUUGUUUCCCAGGCAGAUUGGUCAGGGGUCCCACUUGGGGCAACCCAUUCUUCCCUGCCUCACUGUGAGAGCCUGGAGGCCUCCACCAUUGCUAGACAAGGGCUUCAGCCCCAGGGCCAGGUCUGUGUCUUCCCCCACUGUCUGCAGCUCUUGGCUUUGGGCCCUUCUGCCUCCCUUCAGGAUCUGUGUCUUCCAGGGAUCCGCUAUUUGACUUGCAGGUGCUUCCCUGCAGGGUCCAAGCCUGCCUCCUCAUGAGCCCAGCUGUCCAGUGGAGGCUGCCCACCUUCCAGGCUUGGCUCAGGAAGCUCCUCCUAAGCGGAUGACCCCUGUCUGGUCACAUGGUCCCUUGCUGACGUUGCUUCUUGCUGACAUUGCUGGUGUCUUCUCUGGGGCCCCUGGAUCCCUGAAAAGCACAGAAAUGUGAGCUGAUGAAAGGAAAGACUGUGGCCUGAUAGGCCUUUACCUCGUAGGCAGCAGGAUUUUCACUCAGUUUGACACAGCUUGCAGUGCUCUGGGUGCAGGACCUCUGCCAGCCCUGGCAUUUUAUUUUGGUGGGCUUCUUUGGCUCAAGGUGCUCAGACACUCCCAUUGAUGCCUGAGUCAGAUGUGAGUGGCAGUCUGAACUGUUGAUUAUAAGUUACCAGGUGACCUCAUCCCCUCCCCUUGGCUCUCUGACUGGUAUCCAGAUGAGUUGCUGAUUCUGACUGUGGCAGCAGAGCUGGAAUGGAUUGUGCCCAUGCCUGGAGGAGGAGAGGGAGAGGCUCACCAAGCUUUUCGGUCCUGGCUGGGUGGCCUGAGCAUGGCCUUCCAUGUGCCUGGCUCCAGCCUGCUGGGAAGAUGAGGAAGAGGAGGUUGAGGCUGGAUGUGUGUUGAACAGAAGGAGCAGGUCUUAGCUUCUCAACUGAAUGGAGCCGUGCUCGUGGCUUUCAGAUUUGUAGCCUCCGCUUCUUGGGUCUGGGAGCAUCCCUGGUGGCAGCCCCGCAGAGCCCCUCUUUGCCCUUACCCUUGAUCUCCUACAGUAAAUCCUGUGUCCAGUUGUGACUGUUGACUGUUUUUCUGAUCAUUGUCAAUUCCAUUUUCCUACUGUGAGGGUGUUGUAUUUGACUUUCUGACACAGCGAUUGGAGAGCUUUGGCUGAGGCCAGGUCUCCCAAACUUCUCCGCUAAGUAAACCAUAAUGUGCACCUUCCCUCCUCCCGUGACUUUGCCUGACCUCCUUCCUUGGACUCGGACACUCAGAUUUCAGAGAGAACCCUCAUGAGGUGGCUCGCUUUUCUCUAGAGUGCUGUCCCAGAGAGUCCUCCCCUCCAUUGUGUCUGGCUGCUAACAUUGUGGCAUUGGUGCAGGGUCUCCAUGGCAGCAGUGAGUUCUUCCGGUUCCACUAUCAUCACCAGGCUUCCUACAGGCUGUUCUCAGUUCACCAUUCAGGUCUGUGUGUGCUCUGUGUGUGUUAGCAGCAGCCUUGGUGUUCAGUGCCAGGGUUUGCAGUUCUGAUAAGCUACAGCCCACUUGGAGAUGGUGAGGCCACUUCCCUGCUACCUCCCUCUCUGGUGUGGCCACUUGGCCAAAGCUGCCAUCCACAGCUGGGAUGUCUGAGCCACAGCCUGCUGCACUGCUUCCGCUCUGGGAUCUUCUGAGUUACUUUUUUAGGCUGUGGUUUAGUGAAAGGAACCAACACAUUAACGAUUUUUUUUUCCCCCAGAAGCCACUGAAUAAUUCUUGGCUUGUUUUCUUGUUCCUGGUGGCUGCCUGGUUGGGAGCAGUCGUGGAGAAGAGGGUGGAACCAGUACCACACAGGCUGCAGACAGCCUGCCUGUUCUGGUGUGUGUCCUGGCAUGUGCUGUACCUGCUGGGCCAGCUGUACACGUUCCUACCCUGCCCCUGCAGCAGCAGCAGCGCUAAUAGGUGGCAGUCUGAGGUGGAGUGUGCUAGGGAGUGUCCCUGAUAGAAUCCCCUGUUGACCCCAGUUGGGCUUUCGGCCCCUCCAGCAACUUCAUGCCCCAGCCCUGCACCCCCCCCCCCCCCCAUCCUCUCUCGUCUGCUAGUCCCUGAAGCCUUUAACCAAACGGGAGUGGGUACAGAAAUCCUUCUCCUGGCAUCUUAGGGCAACAGGACAAGGGCUAUUGUAUGUCUGGCUCUGUUGGUCUCCUGGUGCUGAGAGGUGUGUCCAAGCAGAGUUAAUCAGUCCCUGCCUGCCCUGCAGGGCUGAAGCCAGGGGGAGGUUAGAGAGUACCCUAAAUGGGGUAGGGGUCCUUAAAGAUCUGAGGAGGGGCUGGGGUGUGGCUGCAAGGUGAGACCCUGCACCUGGGCAGGGCCCUCGGGGAUCUGGCUGCAGGUGAGGUCUGGACGUUCGCCCCAGUGUAGAGCGAUCAGUCCCUGGCCUCAGCAGGCAGCAGCCUUGGUGCCCACCCAUGCCCUGCGCAGUAUUUAUUGCUAAAUUAUUGUCCAGGAGGGGCGGCGCUGGGCCAGGCCCCGGGUAUUUAUUGCUGUACAUAGUGUAUGUUUGUGAUAUAUAAGGUUUUCUUUAUUUUGUAUAUGAUCAAUAAACGCCUUUUAAAGAGA